AUGUCCGAUCGUAGCAGUGUGCAACCGGGUAAAUGCUCGCGUGUCUUAACUCAAAAAGGCUUUCAUAAUGAGCUCGUUAACAAAACAAAGGCAUUCAAUAAAGAAACAAAGAAACUUCAAAGCGCUAUUGAUAAACUCUAUGAGACGUUCAACAACGCCGAAAAUGUGGGAAUCACUGAAGCGCUCAAGUCUGUGAUGCUCAGUAAAGACGUUUUCGAAAAUGUAGUAUUGUCUUUAAGAGAACUUUCGGCCCUCGAUCGGUGGGGUGAAUCAACUGAAGUUAAAGAUACAGUCAAUUCUACGGCAGCAAAAUUUCUUCAGGCUACAGACGAAGCUAUCCAUGAGGCAAAAAGGAGAUUACAUCUAGCGGAUGAGAUCAUCCAUGCAGCAGGCUGUAAAACUACUACAUCAUCAGUAGAAACAUCAAUUAGAAGCGGUUUGCAUUCCUCUCUGAAAUCCGAACACAGGAAAGCCCUUGCCGAUGCAGUGGCUGCUAAAGAACAGGCUGAGUACAAGAUGAUAAUCGCACGUAAGAUCAACGAAAGGAAACAAUUGGAAGCAAAAGAAGAACACCGUAGAUUAACAGAGAAGGCUCAAUAUGAACAUGUGGCAAUUCUAGAGGCGAAGAAAACAGAAGCCAUUGCAAAAGCCAAGCUGGAUGCAAUAGAACAAUCUAUCACUGAUGAUGAAAUAAA
Paramuricea clavata is the source of this 695-nucleotide messenger RNA. Lineage: Eukaryota; Metazoa; Cnidaria; Anthozoa; Malacalcyonacea; Plexauridae. The record is from the annotation of a GenBank genome assembly.